This is a messenger RNA of Solanum lycopersicum (tomato), 759 nucleotides long. RefSeq names its product histone H2A. Gene Ontology annotation, biological process: heterochromatin formation. Gene Ontology annotation, molecular function: protein heterodimerization activity; structural constituent of chromatin; DNA binding. The record is from RefSeq and is a predicted model, not a curated record. Gene Ontology annotation, cellular component: chromatin; nucleosome. Lineage: Eukaryota; Viridiplantae; Streptophyta; Magnoliopsida; Solanales; Solanaceae.
AACUCAAAUUCAUAUCAUAAAUCAAUUCAAAACGAAAGCAAUACAAGUAAUUCAUUGAAAUUCAUCAUUUGGGGUUCAAUUUUUUUGAGGUAGAAAAUGGAGAAGAAGGGUGCUGGAGGAAGAAAAGGUGGUGGUCCAAAGAAGAAGGCAGUUACAAGAUCUGUUAAGGCUGGAUUACAGUUUCCGGUGGGUAGAAUUGGUAGGUAUUUGAAAAAGGGUCGUUAUUCUGAACGAGUUGGAAGUGGUGCACCUGUUUAUCUUGCUGCUGUGCUUGAGUACCUUGCUGCUGAGGUUUUGGAAUUGGCUGGAAAUGCAGCGAGAGAUAACAAGAAGAACAGAAUAAUACCAAGGCAUGUUUUGUUAGCUGUGAGGAAUGAUGAAGAACUUGGAAAGCUUCUAUCUGGUGUAACCAUUGCUCAUGGAGGUGUUCUUCCUAACAUCAAUCCAAUUCUUCUGCCUAAGAAAUCUGAUAAAGUUGGAAAAGAACCUGCUAAAUCACCAUCUAAGGCUACCAAAUCACCACGAAAGGCUUAAAUUUGUGAAGAACAACACUCUACCAAAGUUGCAUGAUUUUAGGAUUUUAUGAACUUGUGUUUGGUUCAAAUAAAUCUGUUAAUGUAUGUAGGUUUGGUAUCUAAUUUCUGCUUGUUGUGUAGGGGGCUUAUAAGCCUUAGGAACAAUGUACUUGUUUUAUGUUUUGUAAAACAAAUCAUUUGCAGUUUUAUCAAAUAUCACUUCAAUGGUUAUAAGUGAAGGAAA